Aplysia californica (California sea hare) is the source of this 991-nucleotide messenger RNA. Its product is annotated as 17-beta-hydroxysteroid dehydrogenase 14. The coding region runs from base 11 to 832 and encodes 273 amino acids. Gene Ontology annotation, cellular component: cytosol. NCBI's taxonomy places the organism in Eukaryota, Metazoa, Mollusca, Gastropoda, Aplysiida, Aplysiidae. Gene Ontology annotation, biological process: steroid catabolic process. The record is from RefSeq and is a predicted model, not a curated record. Gene Ontology annotation, molecular function: estradiol 17-beta-dehydrogenase [NAD(P)+] activity. The transcript has 9 exons.
GGCAACAAAAAUGGCUUCCGCGAUGCUUGCAGCAAACUCACAGCGCUAUCAAGGCAAAGUGACUAUUGUUACUGGGGGCUCGGCCGGCAUUGGCUUUGGUGUUGUCAGUGUAUUUGUUCAGCAUGGAGCAAAGGUUGUUUUUUGUGAUCUUAAGAGCAAAGAGGAUGAAGGUAAAGCAAAAGCUGUUGAGCUAAAUGCUAAAGGCCCCGGAGAAUGCAUAUUUUUCUGUUGCGAUAUGACUGUCGAGUCGCAGAUCAAGGACCUUAUAGGUUUCACAGUCUCACAAUAUGGCCAGAUUGAUUGCGUGGUGAAUAAUGCAGGAGCUCAUCCUCCCCACAAGCCUAUUGAUGACUUCUCAGCUGAGGAUUUAGAAAAUCUACACAGGCUGAACGUUACGGGAUAUUAUCUAAUGUCCAAAUAUUCCCUUCCUCAUCUCCGGAAGACUCAAGGGAACAUCAUCAACAACUGUAGUUUAGUAGCUCAGAUAUCUCAGCGGGAAGCUGUCCCUUAUGUCACUACAAAGGGUGCAGUUUUGUCAAUGACGAAAGCUUUAGCUUUGGACGAAGCUGAGAACAAUGUCAGGGUGAACUCAUUCUCUCCUGGCAAUGUGCUCACGCCCAUGUGGGAGCAAGCUGCCAUAGCGUCUGGCAAUUACGAUGAGGCCAUCGAGAUAGGGAGGAAUGAGCAGCCAAUGGGCAGAUAUGGCACUAUAGAGGAAUGUGGCCUGCUCUGCCUUUUUCUCGCGACUGAUGCCACUUUUUGUACCGGUAUCAACAUCAAUAUAACUGGAGGCGCAGAACUUGGAUAUGGCAGAAAAACCAGGAAGGAGUAGUAGCCGGUGACAUUUACAGGAGAAGGUCUCUCUUCAGAUGAAUGAGCAACAUGCUUAUCCUUCUCUCUGUUCCACACAUCUCGCUACCUUUGAAUUACAAAGUUCUAUUUGACAUUUUUGGCCAUUUUGAGUUAUUAAGACCAUGAGGUCAGAAACCAA